This is a messenger RNA of Bemisia tabaci, 1790 nucleotides long. It is a transcript of the gene Alg2, whose product is annotated as alpha-1,3/1,6-mannosyltransferase Alg2. Gene Ontology annotation, cellular component: endomembrane system. Gene Ontology annotation, biological process: dolichol-linked oligosaccharide biosynthetic process. NCBI's taxonomy places the organism in Eukaryota, Metazoa, Arthropoda, Insecta, Hemiptera, Aleyrodidae. Gene Ontology annotation, molecular function: GDP-Man:Man(1)GlcNAc(2)-PP-Dol alpha-1,3-mannosyltransferase activity. The record is from RefSeq and is a predicted model, not a curated record.
AAACAUAACCUAACUUCCAAACUUCGCCAACUCGACUCAUGAAAGAAAGAGCUUCGGUUGCAUCGGAUUAUCAGUGCGGUGUCUGUGAAAUAAACUUAUUUUCUCUGCGUGACACUCGUUCCAAUUUUCCCCACGUAAUCAUAUUUCAUCAGAAUAUAUAAUAGUGACGAUACUUCUGUCUACCUAACGCUGCAAUGUGUUCGGCUGUCUCAGGGGAUGUGUCUUAUCAGUUCAGUGUUUAGCUACAAAAGUCACAUAGAAUUUUCAUGAAUUUACCAAAUUUGACCAGUGCCCCUGAGUGACAUUUAUCUUAAUUUGAAAAAUCUCCGUCCCAUUCAUCAUGUCAUCCAAAAGGAUUGUGAUUUUGCACCCUGAUCUUGGAAUUGGAGGGGCUGAAAGACUGGUUGUCGAUGCAGCUUUAGCUUUGAAGAAGAGGAAUCACGAAGUUUGCUUCGUGACAACUCACCACGAUCGCUCUCAUUGUUUUAAAGAAACUGUAGAUGGAACAUUCGAAGUGAUUGUUGUCGGCGAUUGGCUACCAAGGAAUAUUUUUGGCUACUUUUUUGCGUUGUGCGCAUACUUGCGAAUGAUAUACGCAGCAUUUUACAUUGUAUUUUUCAGCAAUCUUGCACCUCUUCUUGUAUUCUGUGAUUUAGUCUCUGUUUGUAUCCCUGUUCUAAAACUUGGUCACAUUCCCGUAAUAUUUUACUGUCAUCAUCCGGACCUAUUGUUGAGUCAAGCUGGUGGAAGGCUAAAAGCUCUGUAUCGUUUUCCUUUGAACUGGCUUGAAGAAAAAACAACUGCCAAGGCUAGUAUUAUCUUGGUUAACAGCAAAUAUACUCAAAAAGUUUUCAAAGAAACAUUUAAGACAAUUAAGAGCACACCUGAUAUUCUCUAUCCAUCAAUUCCAAUAGAAAAUUUCAGUGAAACAAUCAGCUGCCUACCGCUGAAACAAAUUUUAAAAAAUCCAGACUUUCCCAGUGAUGCCACUGUAUUCUUGUCGAUAAAUCGCUAUGAGCGCAAGAAAAGCAUAGAUCUUGCAAUCAAAGCUUUGAAACAAUUGAAAGAGAGUCUUCCUGAAUCUACAAUGAAAAAGGUUUACUUGAUCGUCGCCGGGGGAUAUGACACUAGGCUGUUAGAAAAUGUUGAACAUUAUGAUGAGCUCUCAGCAUUAUGCGAAACGAGUAACGUCAAAGAACACGUUUGCUUUCUACGAUCAAUUUCAAAUGAAGAGAAGGUAUCUUUGAUGAAACAUUGUGUGAGUAUAGUUUACACGCCACCAAAUGAGCAUUAUGGCAUUGUUCCUAUCGAGGCAAUGUUCUUAAAUAAACCUGUCAUAGCUCAAAACAGUGGUGGGCCAACUGAAACAGUUGUUGAUGGAGAGACCGGAUUUCUAUGUGAUAAUAAUUCUAAUUCAUUUGCAGAGGCAAUGAAAAAAUUUAUUAAUGAUCCCAAUCUAUCACAGUCCAUGGGAUUGAAAGGUAGGAAGAGAUUUGAUGAACUCUACUCCGCAGAUUCGUUUUCUCAGAAGUUAGAAAGUUAUGUGCAAUGUGUGGUUGAUGAUAAAUCUAAUUAACAAAAAAAAUUAUUCACAGAUAUUAUGUACGUACCUACAAAGACAGCUCUUGUUAAUUUUUAAUAAUUAAAACUGUUAAAGCUUUUAUUUCUACUUUCUCAAUGAGACUGAUUUUUUAUUCACUUUAAUUUAAGUACCUAACCUCGUCGAGAUACCAAGAUUAAGAUGUCUCACAUAUUUUUAAAUAUUAAAGAAGGGAAUGUAAAAAUAGAAA